Triplophysa dalaica is the source of this 1989-nucleotide messenger RNA. RefSeq lists its product as uncharacterized. The record is from RefSeq and is a predicted model, not a curated record. Lineage: Eukaryota; Metazoa; Chordata; Actinopteri; Cypriniformes; Nemacheilidae. The transcript is spliced from 2 exons. The coding region runs from base 50 to 1444 and encodes 464 amino acids.
CAUAGCCCAAAUCGAACAAGACAAGAUUGAUGUAUCUGUAAUACCAUUGAUGUCAGAGAGAGAGCUAGCCAAGUACAUUCCCUGUUAUGGGGACAGAGUGGCAGUAGUGGCCUUUUGUCGAAAAACGCAAGAUUCCAUUUCAAAUACAGACAGAAAAAGUAACUUGUUUGAGAGGUUAAGGAAACGAGUAUGCACCACAAGUACCAAAGAAGAACAUCGACAACAUAUUUCAAAACGAUAUGUUGGAAACUCAAAUGCCAAGAAGAAAUCUAAGCGUGUGGAACUGGGCUGGAUGAACUUCAGUGCAAGAGAAAAUGACUUCAAACAAGUUCGGUCUGCUAAAGGUGGAGGAACCAGGCAUGUUUCUAUGGAUGUGAAGUCAACAGUUAGAGAUGUACAGAAAAUAGCAGAGGGGCUCUUUUUUCCAAAUGGUAAAUCCAAACAUCUAGAACUGAAAAGUCUUGACUGCAGCAUUCGAGAUUUCUCCCACAGAAUGGUUGAAUCAGAAUUUACCAUUGAAGAUUUGUAUGAAGAAACAAAGGUAAAAAUUCUCAGACUUUAUCUUUUUACCAAAACCAACAAUAGAGAAAGUACUGCAGAGAAUUCUGACACGAACCCUGAAGCAGAUGUCAUGUUCACCGAGGGCGCCCAAGAUGAUGGUCAAUCAUCUAGCAGCUCUGGCAUCAAAGAAUGUGAAACAAUUGACCUCACAACUUUAGAAGAGUCAGAGGAGACUAGUUUUAUGUUACACAGUCCACUUUAUAUCAUGGACCAGCAAAUAUCAGUCAUGCAGACUGAGACGGUGUUCGAUUACAUGGAGACAGAAAACAGUGAUGAUAUAAUGCAAGAGCAAAUGGCAGCACUGAUUCAGGAAACUUCUGAAAAUGUGAACACAGUGCAAGAAGUAUGGAGUCAAGAGGCUUUCAACACCAAUACCCCAGCACAGAACGUAAGGAUUGCAACUGAUGUGGAAGAGUCGCCAUUUGAGGACUCAUUUGACAAUGUGGUCACAAUUGGAGAAGGUUUAAGUGAUGUUGGGAAUUUGGAGGAUACAAUUCCACUUGAGGAUCCUCCAAAAACAAUUAUUUUGGUGCGAAGAGGACAAGCUCUAUGUGAUUUGAUGCAAGCUUUCAGUGACCCAGCAUUAAUGGACAAAGAGAUCAGUAUUCGAAUGAAACUCCCUAAUGGACAGAUUGAAGAAGGUGUUGGACCAGGUGUUUUUCGUGACUGCUUGUCUGAAUUCUGGGAUGAAUUCUAUUCUAGGUGUGCUUUGGGCACCGAUGUCAAGGUCCCAUUUCUAAGACACGAAUUUCAGAGUAAUGAAUGGCAAGCUGUUGGGAGAAUAUUGGCUAAAGGGUGGGAUGCUGUCAAGUAUUUCCCUAUACGUCUUUCCCUCCCAUUUCUUGAAGAAGCUCUAUACGGUACUACAUAUAGCAGUGUUUAAGAUUCCUUUAUGCACUAUGUGGCAAAACAUGAGCGUGAUGUUUUUGAAGAGGCAAUGACAAACUUCAGCUCAGUUGAUCAUGAGUCGCUACUUGAUGUUCUAGAUUCGAAUGAUUGUCAUCACAGGCCUACAGAAGAAAAUCUUCCAGAACUUUUGGCUCAGUUAGGCCACAAAGCUCUCAUCCAAACCCCUAUGUUUGUGAUUGAGUCCUGGAGACCUAUACUUAAGGAUCUUGCUAAUACUUUGCCCCCACAGAAAUUAGCAAAAAUUUUGCAAGAGCAAAAACCAACACCUAAGAGUGUGAGGGAAAUUCUUGUUUUUCCUGAAGUGAUGACAGCCCAGCAGAGUUUUGUAUCUAGACUUUUGAAGAAAUACAUUAUGGAAUUGGAUGACACCACCUUAAAAAACUUCUUGCGCUUUUGCACAGGGGCUGAUUUGCUUACUGGUAACCGCAUCACGGUGAAUUUCAUUGAAACAAGUGAUUUUCAGUGUCGUCCACAAGCUCACACAUGUGGUUGCUAUCUUAUGUUGCCUUUAAACUACCA